UUUUUUUUUUUUUUUUUUUUUUUGUUGCAAUUCCCACCCCUGAACGCGCCAAUGUUUGGAUGGCUCAGUGGCGGUUGUGCACAAUGCACCACAUUGGGUUUCUUUUAAUUAACAUACUUUACGGUUUACAACACAUGCUCAGCCGUGUUUGGGGGUGCCGGUGCCGGUGCGCACAUAUCGGGUAGUGCCACCGAGCCAAUCUGUUCGGUUUGGUUCGUUUUGACAUGGGAUUACUACUGUACUUGCCUGGCAAGCUUUACAACACAUCCCGGCCGAGCCCAUGAGGGCGGGCCACCGUCCAUCACGUCUAUCCAGUUCCAAAUUAUGGGACGGAUCGGCCAAACGCUAGGCCCCUGGUCUGCAUAGCCGUGACCAGUGUUUCCAACAUGCAGUCUAGCGUCGAUCCAGGACUUAACCUUGGCUCUUCUAGAUUAGUCGACCCUUGUACAAGCUCAGCCGAGAACCGAAUAUGGUCCCGGGUUGGUCCCUUCUUGAUGUUUCCCAUAAGUAAGGGUCCUUGAAUUGGUUUGCCCUAGACUAAAUUGCAUGUUUGAUCGGUUUUAUGACUUGUCACUUAUCACGGCAUUCACGGGUCUCUUGGCUCUUGAUACUCUCUUGGGAUUGACGAAUCGGAGACAAGAGCCCGUCACAAAGUGCAAACAUUGCUUUUCGUCAAGUUCUAGACGAAUCGUAAACCACCGGAGCUCUUUCAGCGGGGUAUUGCUUUUUUAAACUUCAGGCACUCCAGAGCUAUUCCGAAUGGCCAACCCCCCAACGUCGGAAACUUUGCCACGCGGCCAACAUGUCUCUACCAAAGGUGGUGAAUUCCAGUUAGGUCUAACGACGGCUACCUCGCCCGCGAUAGAGCUGGAGUAUCUCAUCACCAACUCGGGAGCGCCUUCGACAAUAUCUUCCGGCUAUCUAGCUACCGACAGUGGCAGCAUUGAAAUGCCGUCUACCGCGGUGACAGAUGAGAAAUCACACUCGCAUGCCAGCCCAUCGGGAUCAUCCAUGCGAUCGCCUGCAACAGGCUUCCAGAACGGAGGAUCGUCUUCUCGAAGACACUCAUGGGUAUCAGCAGGGUCCAGCACGGGGUCUCAGGGGUCCUUGAGGGGUGACCCUCGCCUGCGCAUGGUGAUCAGGCAGCGGAGGGAGUCGCAAAACCUGCGCGAGUUGGGCGAGUUCCUGCGCAGCAAGACGCCGCCUCCCAGCAAUUACAUGUCGAGAGAAAACGAACCUGCUCCGGCUGCCGCGCUCUCCGAAUUGGCCAAGAAGAACAAGAAGUUUUCUUUCAAGGCCGUACUGGCCCGCAAGCCAGCGCGCGAAAGCAAAGGGAAGCAGAUUGCGCAGCCCCUGCAACCGAUAAAACUACCCGACACAGCCGUCGCGGGGAGGACGGCAGCAGGACAUCGACACAUUGCCAUCUCUAUCCCCGUCGAGCACUCGCACCUAGGCCCCGAGAUCAAGUCGCAGUAUCCCAUAUUCGAGCCCGAAAAUGCGCUGGCACAUCUCGACCCCAUUGAGUCAUAUUACAUUGACCAAGACGAGCCCCUCACUGGAAACGUGUUGGGACCAGUCCCCGAGGUCAGCGGGGAGUCCGACGAGAAUGAGCCGGACUUGAUCAAUACAUCGCAGGCGUCGUCUCCGUCGUCACCUUGUACCCCGCGGACAGCUGCAGAGAGUCAGUCCGACUUUUCUGCAGUCUCGCCUAGGCAUUUACGGUCCAUGAAUUCCGACGAUAGGUUCCCGAGCAAUGACAUGUACAGACCAUCCUCGUCCUCCGGCUACCCCCUCGAGUCCUGGGCAAGGACAGAGACGCCAAUGAGCGAGCUUUUCGUUACAGCACCAAACAGCGUAAAAUCGGUACCAUCGUCCCCAUUCGAACCCACCUUUUCGCAGCGCAGCGGCGUCCACCCGAAAGACUUUGUUGUUCACCGUCUGUCAGUAAAGAAGAAGGGCUUGGCAGCUCGCAAUCGACGCGAAAACCCCUUGAGGGAGAUGGAAACUGCCACGGAUUCUGACGACGGUAUAGGCGCUACUGCAGCGCAGCCAGCCACUGACGAGUCUACUAGCAACCAAUCGGCUGCUUAUUGGCAGCUAGAUUUAGACUCACCGCCGAAUACCGCUGUCUACACGCCGCCCGAACACCCCGAGGACAUCAUCCAUGACGAUCAUAGCUUCGGGCCAGCUUGGGAACGUGGGAGGAGAUUGCACAAUGCGUAUGACCUAGUCAAAGGCAUUGAUGCGCCCGGGGAAAUGAUCCCGGGAAGCCCAACGUCGCAAAGGACAAUCACCCCUCACCAGAGCAUCGACGACAUCUUUCAUAGAUCAAUCUCACCAAUGGAAAUAGCGCUAAGGGAACAGGAUUCUGGCCUUGGAAUUUCCACCGUUUACUCGUCAAAACAAUCGUCGGCCCGCAAAGCUCUGGCUCCGCUCAAAACCACCACCGACUUUAAUAUGGGCCAAGAGGCAGCAGAGCCCAAUGCAGUUGGUAAAAACGGCAAGGUCACUUUGGAGACGAAGGAAUUUCCUUUGCGCAGAGAACUACGAUUGUCUCAGGUCCUCGAACCAGGGCAGUCUACGCCCACGCCCUGGUCUGCGAAUUUGGAAAAGCAGGCACUCCAGAUGGAGCACGACGUCGAUGCCAUGCUGUCACCGCCACCUGAAGACAUAUUGUCGGCCUGGAGCGAGACCACACCGUUGUCCGCGGUUCUAAAAGAGCCCACGCCACCAAACUCACCCGAGGAUCCAGUCGAACAGGCAUCGGACAAUGAUACGCAGCAGUCGCCGAUCGAGCACAUGCUCAAGCCACGACCUCAGCAGUCCGCUGAAACCUCGACAACGCGUGGACUUCCACAGCAGGACCGCAUCUCGCUCACGCGGCGCAUCGAGCGGCGCAAGAAGCUUGCAGCGGCCGCGGCGGGGGCUCGCCAGGCUGAUCUGUUUGCGUCGAUCGCCGAAGUCGAAGCCAAGGCCAAGGCACUCCGAGAGCAGGACGCUAGCAGGGAAAGGCGCAAUAGUCUAGCCAAUCCCUUGGCCCCGCAUGCUGCUCCCUCUGAAUUUUCCCGAUCAACGACGGAUUCGGAGUCGGCGGACCAGCGCGUGGCGGAGAUGGAACGGCGCGUCAGACAGCUGGAGCAGCAGCUUGAGCAGAGCGGCGAGGCCUGGAUGGGAGCCCUGAUGCCGCUGCUUUCGACGCUGAACAAGACGCUCGAGGGCCAGCGGGCGCAGCAGGACAUGGCCGCGGAGAGCCUGCGGAGGCAGCGGAGGAGGUCGAGCGCGUCUGAUUUCGGGUUCGGCUGGGGUCGGUACGACGAGUCGGCCGAGGAGCCACAGGCAUCGCGUCGCAGAAACUCGACGCAAAGAUACCUGACAGAGCACGAUGAUGACGAUGAGCGUCUCUUCAUUUCCCGCAAAGGCGUAUCUCCUGCCCCGUCGAGGCAGUAUCGCGUAAUCACGCCGAUGGAGGAUGAGGAACAGGAUGCCACCACACAGGCUACGAUGCAAACGAUGCGUAGCAUGCGCAGGAGGAGCCUCGGCAGCACGAGCACCGGAUCCUUUUACGGGCACUCGCGAAAGCCCAGCACGGUCUCACAGGAUUUUGAGGAGGAUUACGACUGUGGUCCGAGGAGAGGGUUUGGUGGCGAGCCUCACUGGCAGGGUUUUGACAGGUACAGCCAGCAGCAGCAGCAGCAGCAGCCCACGGCGCGCCACUGGCGACAUCCCAGCAUCUCGACGAUUGGCACGGAGAGCAUGGGUUCUGCGUGGACUCCUGGCCAUGGCGCACGGCGAUCGCAGGGGCCGCAGUCGCAGGGCAAGUCGAGUCGGAGGGUGUCGUUUGCGAGCAGCAUGGAUUUUGAUCCGAGCAGAGAAGAUAAGAAGAAGAAGAAGAAGUCGAAGCGUAGGGAGUCGGUCGGUGGCGCGAUCGAUGGGGCCAAUAAGGCGCAUGAUUUGUACGGUCUGGGGACGUUGAUGAACGAGCUGAGGGAUGCCGCGAGGGUGAGCCAGGAAUUCCUCCCUGAGCGCGCGACCAUGACUGGCGAUGAUUACCUGGACUAGUUUGGAUUCGGAAUAUUAGGGGGUGGGUGAAAUAUAAGGGAGUUUGUCUUGUCGAAAAAAAGAAAACACACAAAAAAAAAAACAAAAAAAGCAUGGGUGUACAAGCACAGGAGUUUCGGAAAAAGGUGAAACGGCAAAGUCCAUUACAUGUAUUCUACAAGGCUUACAUAUUUUGCUUGGGGCCAGAGCAAAAGAAGAAAAAACGUGUUGUUGAUAUGUUAACUUAGGUACGUUUAUCCACAAUUUACUCC
This is a messenger RNA of Pyricularia oryzae 70-15, 4310 nucleotides long. RefSeq lists its product as uncharacterized. The transcript has 2 exons. The record is from RefSeq and is a predicted model, not a curated record. Lineage: Eukaryota; Fungi; Ascomycota; Sordariomycetes; Magnaporthales; Pyriculariaceae. The coding region runs from base 760 to 4059 and encodes 1099 amino acids.